AUGUUCUCAGACCUAAGUGUUCAGAGAGGCUCCUCUCUGCUGUGCCGCCCUGCCUCCGAGGACCAGGGCCCGGUGUUUGAGGAGGAUGUCUUUGGUUAUUAGUCCCUGCUCUCAGCGCUACAACGGUUGGGUGAGCGGAGCUUCAGCCGCCAGUAUGCUCAUAUUUACGCAGCACGACUCAUGCAGAUGAGGCCUCUGCUGUCAGAGAGAGCUCAGCAGAAGUGGGGAUCCGAUGUGGUUAUCAGGAAGCUGUGUAAUCUAGAGACAGGGGAGCAGUGUGCAUUGGUUGGGACUUUGUUCAAGCGGAUGGACUUGCAGCCAUCUAUUCUGAAGGAAAUCAGUGAGGAGCACAACCUCCUGCCUCAGCCUGCACGAGCUAAAUACAUUCAUGAAUCAGAUGAGCUGAUUCUGGAGGAUGAACUCCAGAGGAUUAAACUAGAGGGGAAAAUUGACAAAGACAAGUGUGUCACAGGUAGUGUGAUUGCAGUAUAUGGUGCUGAGAGGAACGAUGGGAAGUUCACAGUUGAGGACUUUUGCACAGCAGAUCUCCCUUUGCAGACAGCAAGACCUGCACUUGACUCUGACAGGUUUGUGCUCCUGGCCUCAGGCCUGGGACUUGGCAGUACUCAUGCUGACAGCAUGCUGGGUCUACAGUUGCUUGUCGACAUGGUAACUGGUCAGCUUGGUGACCUCGGUGAGCAGAGCGGUGCAGCAACGAUUUCCAGGGUUCUCCUGGCCGGAAACCUCCUGAGUCAAAACAUUCAGGACAAGGAUGCAUCAACAAAGGCCAAGUAUCUAACUAAAAAGACCCAAGCUGGCAGUGUGGAUGCCAUUCGUUUGCUGGAUGAGUUGCUGCUUCAGCUAGUGGCCUCAGUUCCUGUGGAUGUAAUGCCUGGCCAGUGCGACCCCACCAACUACACCCUCCCACAGCAGCCUCUCCACCGAUGUAUGUUCCCAUUGUCGUCUGUUUACCCCACACUACAGCUAGCCUCAAAUCCCUACCAGGCCAACAUAAACGGAGUGAGGUUCCUCGGUACAUCAGGACAGAAUGUCUUCGACAUUCAGAAGUACAGCAGCAGGGACAGCCACCUGGAAAUAUUAGAGGAAACGCUUCGACUCAGACAUCUGGCCCCUACGGCACCUGAUACGCUAGGUUGUUACCCAUUUUACCAAAAAGACCCUUUCAUUUUGGAAGAGUGUCCCCAUGUUUACUUCAGUGGCAAUGCCCCUACUUUUGACUCUAAGCUCAUCAAAGGGCCGGAUGGCCAGGAGGUCCUUUUGGUUACUGUUCCAGAGUUCAGCAGCACACAAACAGCAUGCCUUGUCAAUUUACGCACUCUUCAGUGUGAGCCAGUCAGCUUUUCUGCCUUUUCUCCAGAUGAAGAUGAGGAAAGUGAGAUGAACAUCAGCCACUGAGGACACAACUGGUGCUUAUUUAGGCAGAUCUCUUUUUGCCACAGAAAGAUCAAAUGAACUUCAGGCCAAAAAUCACAAUCCUUGCUGCAGAGAAGCUUUCCAAUAAAAUACACUUACCUCGUAGGUUUCUUUUGGUGUUUCUGUUAAAAUAAUUUUUUCAUUAAACUGAAAGAAAACCAGCACUUGAUAUCCCACAUGAAUCGGGUGCUUAAAAAAAGAGAGAAGAGACCUGUGUUUUUUA
This is a messenger RNA of Archocentrus centrarchus (flier cichlid), 1657 nucleotides long. It is a transcript of the gene pold2, whose product is annotated as polymerase (DNA directed), delta 2, regulatory subunit. Gene Ontology annotation, molecular function: DNA binding. Gene Ontology annotation, cellular component: delta DNA polymerase complex. The record is from RefSeq and is a predicted model, not a curated record. NCBI's taxonomy places the organism in Eukaryota, Metazoa, Chordata, Actinopteri, Cichliformes, Cichlidae. Gene Ontology annotation, biological process: DNA strand elongation involved in DNA replication; DNA replication.